CGUUGGAGAAGUGUGACCUUCCUCCUGAAGGCUUUCGCCGCUCCGCCACUGAAGGAGCCGUUACUCCAUUGACAGGUCAGAAUGAGUGGGGGAGUCAAUGUGAAGUCGGCCCCCCGGGCUCCUCCCACGUCAGGAAUCCCCCUCCCACACAGCCUGUUGCCCUCCUCCCCCAAAGCAGACACCCGCCGUCGGGCUGGAGACCUGCCCAGGCCCUCAACACAGACCCCUAAACACACACCCACACACACACCCAGGCAGUCUCCUUUACUUUGCCCACGAAGCUGUGGCAUCCCCGGGGCCUCCUCCAGAGACCCCAAGAGAGACACCAGUCUGAAGGGUCAGCUCUUCCAGCGAACGGGUGCUCUACCUGCUCCCCAGGGGUCCCGGUCUGCUUACAGCAGCCCGCUGACGCAGCGCAGGGCGCCACCGCCAGCCUCCAAAGACACGCUGGAUCUGGGAAAACUUGCCCAGCCUUACAUUCCCUCACAGUUCCCACAUGACAGCAAUCGCAACCGAAACACACUAACCAAUAAGAACCAGACAUGGGGGACCAGCAACCUGCGUCCACCGCUGCAGUUCAGGAGAGAAGGCAACUCCAACUCCCAGGCAACGGGUGGGGUCACACCACAAAGAGGGAAUGAUGCUCCAGAAAACCAACCAGUCCACACCACUCUGGCGAACAACGGUAACCUCCGGCCCACUCUUGAUCUAACGAGCUACGAGCACGCCAUUAGAGGUCGCACUGACUCCACCAGCCAAUCAGAUGAGGAAAUGGGCACUCCUGAAGACGGAAGUCCGGCCUGCUCUCCCUGUCCCCUACCGCUGCCACCGAUCACAUUUACCAUGUCAGUAAUGUCCAAUGUGGCUGUUAAUGUGCUGGAUCAAAGCUUAGAGGGGGAGGCACUCACACCCAAAGUCAACAUGGCCACUGUGGCUCCCUUCAGCUACAGGCUGCAUGCGCAAGAGAGCGAUUUUACAGUGGAUGAACUGAGUGACUGCUCAUCUGGAUCCAUAGAAGUCUGCUGUGAUGACCUAACACUAGGAGGGAUGCUGGAGGCUAAUGUGGCUAACGUUAGCAUGACGGCCAAGCCCAGAGAGGUAGACCUGAGGUCUGCUGCUGUCUCCUGCCAGGACACAUCAGCCCAGGCCAUGGCCUCUAGGAAGCCACCGGCCAAGCCUUCUGCUUUGCCUCAGGGACCUUCACGUCCCUCCAGGUCAGAGCUGAAGGUCUACCGACCCUCCUCUGGAUCUAUCCCAAUCCCCAAUCCGUCCGGUCUCCGCAAGCAGAGAUCAUUAAACAACUUGUGUGUGCUCACUGAUGCUGAGAAGAAGCUGCACCUGUACCAAUCUCCCCGUUGGAACGAUGAUUCAAACCGGCCAGGUGCUGGCACCAACAAGCCGGGCCUGACCAAGCCAGUUCAGGCUGGGGGUGGGAAACCACAACUUUCCAGGACCCUUUCAAAGUCAGAACAGUCUCUUUUUCAGGCCAAACAGUUCUGCUCCCCACCUGUGACCUCAAAUGGGGGCAAACCCAGUCGAAUUCCAGCACCUGGCAAACCACGGGGACCUUAUGCUGAGGUCAAGCCCAUCAGCAAGGCCUCUGAGGCAGGCCAGAGUGCAGACACGGACCCUGCAGACCACCAAACUAAGGCUAACUCCAAUGGAGCUGGGAAUACUGGGACUAAUGGCAAGAAACUAGGGGAGAAGAUGCGAUGUGCAUCUCUGUCAACAGAGGAGAAGAAAGACAGGAAGGGUAUAGAGGGAGAAGAUGAUAAGAGCUUUCUGAAGGUGGAUCCAGAGUUAGUGGUGACAGUUCUGGGAGACCUGGAGCAGCUGCUUUUCAGCCAAAUGCUUGACCCAGAAUCCCAGAGGAAGAGGACAGUGCAGAAUGUUCUGGACCUUCGACAGAACCUGGAGGAAACCAUGACCAGCCUGAGAGGGGUGCAGCUCAGCCACAGCUGUGUCGAGGGGAACAUGUGCUACGACAGCGACGAGGCCGCUGCAUUCUCAAUUUCCAGUCUAUCAAAUCGCUCUUCUCCGUUGUCAUGGCGCCAGGGUCAAGCCAGCCCCCGUCUGCAGGCUGGUGAAGCUCCGUCCACGGUUAACACCCAGUCAGACGUUCCCCUCCGGAUCAGCCACACUGCUCGUAUCCAACUCAUUGAGGCUCUGGACGACUCGGAUGCGUCCCUCCUGAAGGGAGAUUACCUCAGCAACAGGGAGCUCGGCAGGAAGAGCCCAAACGUGGAAGAUGAAGAUGAAGAUGAUGAUAUUGAUGAUCUGGCGAAUGGUUGGGACGAGAGCAGUUCCAUCAGCAGCGGUUUGAGUGACGGCUCAGACAACCUCAGCUCUGAAGAGUUCAACACGAGUCCCACUCUCAACUCCCUUCCUACCACUCCAAUUGGCUCUCGCAGAAACUCAGCCAUCGUGAUGCGUACGGAUGCAGAGAAGAGAUCUCUGGUGGAGAGUGGUCUGCCCUGGGACGCUGACGAUACCAAACCCGGCCGCAAAAGUCACGGCAGCAGCGUCUACGAUACUGGAAGUCUCAAAUCUGAAUCAGCUAAUAAAUGGAAAAAGACACGGACGACGGGAGAGGGGCAAGAAGGAGGGAGGGGCGAACUGAAGAAACCCCAUACCCUGGGUCACGGAAAUUUGUUAAAGAAAGGACGAAACCCACCUGUGGGAGUCACCUCCCCAAUCACACACACCUCUCAGAGCGGGCUGAAAGUGGCAGGUACUGUAAAGUCAGAUGGGAAGCCAAUGGAUAAGUCUCGGUUGGCAGUGAAGACCUCUGGCCUUCAGCGCUCCUCUUCUGAUGCCGGUAAAGACCAACGAAAUGGCAGCGGUGCUGGUGAGCAACGUAAACCUCCAUCUGGCCUCGUCAGGCCCUCAACUGGUGGAAACUUUGGCUUCAAGAAGCCAGUCACUGCAACUAAUAAUGGCACAAACAAUACUAGUAUGUCCAUUCCCUCUGCAACUGCGGGGAAGAUUCCCAAAACGUCGGGUAUUCCUGUCAAACCAGUGGCUGGCGGGGGUGGGGGUGGAGGACGUAAGACGAGCCUAGAUGUUUCAAGUAACGACCAGAGUGGUUUUCUGUCUGUAAAUGCCAGGACGUCUCUCCAGUAUCGCUCACUGCCUCGUCCAGCGAAGACAAGCACCCUGACUCUGACUCGGCCGAGCUCAGCUCGCCCAAUGAGCACCACCAUGGACACCAGCUCGUCACUAACCAAACCGCCCCAUGGCUCCAGGCUGAAAGAGCCCGCUUCAGGGAUUGGUUCUGGAUUGAGUAAGGCAGGUGGUCGUGGGAUCCAGAGUCACGGUCCUGUCAAUCAGACAGACAGAGAGAAAGAGAAAGAAAGGGCCAAAGCCAAAGCUGUAGUGUCUGACUCUGAGUGUGGAGGCGGGUCUCUGAAGGGUAGCCCUGCUCAGACCCCCUCAGAGAACGGAGGGAAGCUACAGGGCCUGCGACCUCCCAGCAGUGGCAAGGGCCUGGAUCUGCCCUCACCUAACACACACAGGUUAUCUGGGAUUCGCAGCCUGGCAAAGCCUCCAUCAAUGGCCCAGCUUGACAAGCUGAACUCAAACAGCCUUGAGGUGGGAAUCCAAGACUCCCUGCCACCCAAGAUUCCUCCCUACUCUAAGCUCCAGGACCUGGCAAGCUCAGCAGGCAGCUCCACAGGCCCCUGCCUGACCCCCAGCCCUGCUCCUUUACUCAAUGUGAACUCUUCGGCUUGCUUCUCAGACUCAGGGACUGGGUUGGGGCCUAGGCAGGUCUCCUCUCUUGGGGUUCAAGGUAGUGGAGGGAGCACCUCUCCGCUGCUCUACCCUCGUCUGUCUGGGCUACAUCGCAGCAUGGAGUCACUGCCGCUCCAGAUGAGUCUAGUCCCAGAGCGCCAGGGGAGGGAGAAGAUGGGGGAGAGGGAGAGUUUGGUGAGAGGCUACACCACAUUAGAGUCCCGGCACAAAGAUAGACAUGAAGAAAGAUGUCCUCCGGCCAGCUGGAACUCUGGAAGUAAAGUCUCAUUGUGUGUCACGGACAGUUCUCAGAGAGACAGAAACACACUGCCAAAGAAAGGUUUAAGCGUUGAGGAGGAAGGGAAGGAGAAAGGAGAGAGGAGACACUCUCACAGUAUUCUCAGUAUGACCGAUUCGCUCACAAUUCCACUGCUGUCCUCACCCACAUCCCUGCCCCGCACCUCCAAGACCAGUAUGGUAUCUAGCCCUGUUGGCGGACCUCCGAGGAUGACCCGCUCCAACAGCAUCCCAACACAAGAUGCCUCUCUGGAGCUGUAUGGAGCUUCUCCGCUCGGCAGCACCCUGUCACUGGCUGAACGCCCCCGCAGCAUGGGAAUGGUUCGCUCCGGAUCCUUCAGAGACAAGGAAUCAGACGAGGUUCAUGGGUCUGUACUCUCCCUGGCAUCCAACGCAUCAUCGUGCUACUCCUCGGUGAGUGUGGGCAGCAUGCAGAAUCAGCAAAUCCGUAAGCUGAGGAGGGAGCUGGAAUCGUCGCAGGAGAAAGUGUCUAACCUAACGACACAGCUGUCAGCGAACGCAAAUCUUGUGGCCGCCUUUGAGCAGAGUUUGCAGCUGAUGACAACCCGGCUGCAGAGUCUGUCAAUAACCCAGGAACAGAAGGACUCAGAGCUGUCAGAUCUGAGGGAGACCAUCGAGGUUCUGAAAGUCAGGAACGAUGAAGCCCAAGCUGUCAUUCAUGGAGCCUUAAACGCACCAGAUAAUAUGAAAGAUGUGCGAAUUCAACGUCAAAACUCAUGUGAGAGCCUCGCCAGUCUCAACAGCUUGACCAGUAUGUCGAGCGUGGGCAGCUUCAAGGAUCAAGAUGCAAAAAAGAAGAAGAAAAAGAGCUGGCUGAGGAGCUCCUUCAACAAGGCCUUCAGCAUUAAGAAAGGCGCCAAAACAUACUCAGACAUCGAGGAAAUCGCCACCCCCGACUCCUCAGCUCCGAACUCUCCAAAAAUGCUCCAUGAGGGGGGAGAACAAGGAGAAAAUCAGCUCUCAUCCCUCAAAACCUCAAUCUCUGCCACCUCUUGUGUGAUCAUGGAGACUACAGACGAAGGAGACAAUGAGGAAACGGCAGUAUCAGAUCUACGCUCAGAACUCUGGGGGAAAGAGAGAGAACUAACAGAUAUCCGAUUGGAAGCCUUGAGCUCUGCCCAUCAACUGGAGCAGCUCCGCGAAGCCAUGAACCAUAUGCAGUCAACGGUAGAGAACCUGAAGGCGGAGAAUGAUCACUUGAAGACAGGCUCUGGUCCCACUUCUUCCACCUCACAGCCCUCAGGCCUAGCCUCUCUCCUUGGGCCCUCGCUGAGGCAGCCGAUGAGCAUGUCCCUCACCAAGUCCUUCAGCCUCAGUCUGAAUGAUUGUAAAGAUCCAGAUGUUUCUCCAGUCGACACAUUAAGUGUGUCCUCACUGCGGGAUGAGGUGUGUGCACGUGUGCUUGUUUGCAUAAGAGAUCAAACAGAGGACAGUAAGCAGCAGCAAGACUUCUAUCUGGGCUCAGUACCGGUCAAUAUGAGGACUGAUUGGUCCUGUCUCGACGCCCUUAUAGUUAAAACCUUCAAGGACUAUCUAAGUCAAGUGGACCCAACUGCAAGCCUGGGUCUGUCCUCUGAUUCGCUGCACAUGUACAAGCUGACCCAGGGAGUGCAGAGGGUGAUGGGAGGGGACAAACCUCAGGCCUCACCUUAUCGUUGUCUCAGCAAUGGUUCAGCUCAAAUUCUUGUCACUUUGAAAGGUCUCAGAGAGAAAUGUGUUGACUCACUGGUUUUCGAGACUCUGAUUCCUAAACCGAUGAUGAUGCACUACAUCAGCUUGCUGCUGAAGCACAGGCGUCUGGUUCUGUCUGGGCCCAGCGGGACUGGAAAGACUUAUCUGGCUCAGCGCCUGGCCCACUACCUCCUGCAGCGCAGCCGCACAGACUUGUCUGAAGCCGACCAUGAGACCUGCCUCCUCGGUAGCAGCGCUGCCGUCACUUUCAACAUGCAUCGUCAGUCACAGAAGGAGUUGCAGUUGUAUCUGUCGGAUCUUGCAAAUCAGAUAGACAGAGAGAGUGUUGGAGAUCUGCCGCUGGUUGUUAUUAUAGAUGACAUUAGUGAUCCAGCUAGCCUCACUGAGCUUGUCAACGGGGCGCUCACCUGCAAGUAUCACAAAUGUCCUUACAUCAUUGGGACAACCAAUCAGCCUGCAAAGAUGACCUCAAACCACAGUCUGCACCUCAGCUUCAGGAUGGUAAUUUUCUCCAACAAUGUGGAACCUGCUAACGGCUUCCUGCUGAGGUACCUGCAUCGUAAAGCUGUGGAAGCAUACCAGGAGAAGGAGCAGGACUCCGCACGCCACCAGGCUCUCCUCCGCGUACUGGACUGGAUCCCUCAGCUAUGGUACCACCUCCACACCUUCCUGGAGAAACACAGCACUUCAGACUUCCUCAUAGGUCCCUGCUUCUUCCUGUCAUGCCCAGUGUCAGUGUCAGAGUUCAGGCAGUGGUUCAUUGACCUGUGGAACCAAUCCAUCAUACCGUACCUGCAAGAGGGAGCCAAAGAUGGCAUCAAGGUGCACGGGCAUAAGGCAGUAUGGGAGGAUCCAGUGGAGUGGGUGAGGGGGACUCUUCCUUGGCCCAAUGCACAACAAGACCAGUCCAAGCUCUUUCACCUACCUCCCCCCAGCAUAGGUCCAGCCAGUGAGGAAAAGAAGCCCCCCAAAGAUACACCUCCACCCAGCACCCUGGAGUCAGAUCCACUGAUGGCCAUGCUGCUGAAGCUCCAGGAGUCUGCGAACUACAUCGAGUCUCCAGAGCGGGAAGGCUGUUUGGAUCCCAGUCUGCAGGCGACACUCUGAAGAUAACAAGCAACUGUCAGUCAAUCUAUGGGACUAUGGAAGUUAUUACGACUGACACAUCGGGUGCAAUACCGAUGAGACUUUAAAGACUCAAUUAUUAACUUAAUAGUUUGCUCAGUGAGCAGCUUCAACAAUAAAUGUAAAGGAUCUAUAGAGAGAGAGAGAUUAUGGACGAAGGGUUUGUUCUGCCCUGCUAUCAGAAAGACAAUUCAACUGCUAUUAUAGGAAGCUGUGAUGAUCAUGACAGGGAAAGACAUUGAUUUGUCUCUUCUCUGCCUUCAAUUUGUUCCAGAUGGGAUGCUGUUGACUCUGCAAGUGCAUGGUAACCGGAAUAGUAUGAUGCAAAAUAUUACUUAUAAUCCCAUUAAUCAGGACCCAUUCUUUUCUUUACUUUCUAUUUUGCCGCAACUUUCCCCACAAACUAUUGGUGCUUACUGUUACUGGGUUUCUGUUAAGUCUUUACAAAGAAAUCCACCUCAGAAGUACCUCUGAUUUCUUCAAAAGUAGGAUCAUCACUCGACCACAGCCAAAAAUGCACUUUAUUUUGUACUUGUUGUAAUUGGAUUUUAGGAGGCUGUGUCAGUGACUGUGUAUUCAUGCAGUACAGUAGUAAUUCCUAUAGGUGGCAGCCUUUACUCCUGCCUCAGUGCUUUCCUGGUAUGCUUUCUGAUUUAACAAAGGUGCUUGAUAUAAUUUAACACAAUCUUUUUAGUUCAGCAAUUCUGUCAUUCAUGGUUGUAAUAUCAAAACCGUGAAGCUGUAAGAGUUACAUGCAUGAGUGAAUAAUUAAUAGAAAUUAUGAUUUGGUUUUAGGGUCAGACUAUAACGAAUAAACAUCAGUAUCCACUGGUUUUCUACAGUAAUAUACAGAAAAUAACUACAAAAACUGACAGUGGCCAUACUCAACAUACUGCAUUGUAAACACACAGAAAAAAAACUGCUUGUUUAUCUAGUGUGCCCAAACAGCCUACCAUUUCUGGCUCUGCUUGCGUAUACUCUGUAUUUAGAUAUUGGUUUUAAAACACAAAAUUCUCUUUUUUGUAGGAUUUUAUACUGACUCAUCUUCCAUUAUCAUUUGUAUACAGCAACUAUCAACUACCCUAUUGGUAUUACACUCACUGCAACACUGUUAAUUCAUCACCAAGGGCAAAUGGAGAACAUCAUUAAAAAAACUGCCAUCAGCAAAAAGGAAUCUAGAAGUCCUUCCUCAUUCGGUUUCCUCUAUGCUUUUAUAACAUUUUUAAGGCCUUCCUUUUUCAAGAAUUACUGUAAGAGUAAGGGCGGGGGGAAAGAAAGGUUGAAACUCAUGUUUAAGUUGCCUCCUCCUGUUCCUUUCCUUUGUUUGUUUGCACAUAAUAUAUGUUAGAGUACUAAAUUACAGAGAGUAUUUAUUGCUCACAUCUUGACUGUUCUUGUGAUAAAGGAAGAAAGCAUAAAACAACGUUUAAGAGGAAGAAACAUAUGUAUUACAGAUAUUCUUAAACCUAUCAUCCCUCUGCCCCUUUGACUUUGAAGUACCUCAGACUGCCAUAUUAUGUCCGGAUGUUCCUCUACUCUCCAAACAGGGUGCUGGUGGAAAGUAGAGACAUGAUGCCUAAGUCUAUCUGUGCCUGAAACACUAUUUGGCCUCGAGCUGCUUUCGAGCAGCUUUAAUCUACCACACGGAAGCCUCGAUUUAGAGGAAAUGUCGCCACUUCCUCUUAUCUACUCUGAUGUCACUUUAAUGUUGCCACCAUGAGGCGCACAUUUUGAGGGAAAGUGGGUUAUCGAUUUUGACCUUUGGCUGGUAGUCACAGUGAAAGCUGUUUGUUAAAAUGAUAUCUUUGUAGUCUGCAAUUGAUGAGAAUGUGUAUCAUGACUGGACUGCUUUUGUGCCAUUCGACACCAUUUUAAAUGUGUGACAUCUUUGUGGAGUUGCCUGAGAGUUAGAAGCUGUGUAAGAACAGAUAUAAGCCUGGGGAUGUAAUGUUGAGCAUGUAUCCCUGUUGUUUUCCCAAAGUUUUUUUUCAUUGGACCUACCUACACUUACCCUGUCCUGGGAGGGAUUUUUAUUAACUGGAUUGCUUCCUCUUUCCACAUAAUUUGUAAGAGCAGAUUUGUUUUUCUUAUGCAAAUAUUUGUAAAUGUUUCUUCUUCUUUUAUACAUGACAUCACAUUGUAAACACUGUAAAUAGUCAGUGCAUCUGCGACAACAAUCACUAAAACGUGUAGAGAUCUAAGAGAAGGCAUGGCCCCUGUAUGCAGAAAACGAGAAUCCUCUGUUGUUUUAUUGUCUUCCUUUAGGGGGAAGGUGCACUGGGCUUAAGAGGGGGCCUAACCAUGGUUGUAUGGCAUGUCUCUAUAAACACAUCAAAAUCCCAUAUGUCUAACAUUGAGCAAUGGACACAAUAAAGUCAUGCGAUUCUUCACAUCA
Messenger RNA from Eleginops maclovinus (Patagonian blennie), 9262 nucleotides. Its product is annotated as neuron navigator 1-like. The transcript is spliced from 31 exons. NCBI's taxonomy places the organism in Eukaryota, Metazoa, Chordata, Actinopteri, Perciformes, Eleginopidae. Bases 82 to 6849 code for a protein of 2255 amino acids. Gene Ontology annotation, cellular component: axon initial segment; microtubule cytoskeleton. Gene Ontology annotation, molecular function: ATP hydrolysis activity. Gene Ontology annotation, biological process: microtubule bundle formation; neuron migration; nervous system development. The record is from RefSeq and is a predicted model, not a curated record.